Lichtheimia ornata is the source of this 609-nucleotide messenger RNA. RefSeq lists its product as uncharacterized. Bases 1 to 609 code for a protein of 202 amino acids. Lineage: Eukaryota; Fungi; Mucoromycota; Mucoromycetes; Mucorales; Lichtheimiaceae. The transcript has a single exon. The record is from RefSeq and is a predicted model, not a curated record.
AUGCCUUUAGCUGCACUACAACACGUCCCUGCACAAACUACGGUCGACACUGGAAGGCGGUGGCGCAAAGGUCUUGCCGUUUUUGCUCGUCGUUUUCGUAACCAUGGCCCUACAUCAACAGCACACUGCUCACGAAUGGCUAUGGCUGCAGCAACAGAAAAGGUGGUUUGGAGUAGACCUCCUGACGUAAAGUGUGAAGAUUUAACGGCACGUGAGUUUGCGCAGUUGGCAGGUAUCAAGAUCAAGGAUGAGAAUGAAGACAACAUGUUAUCGACUAUCACCACAGCAACUGCACCCCCUCCCUUGAUGUCCGUCAACAAUCAAUCCACCACUUGUACUUCACUUUCAUCUGAUUCUCGGCAACAACAACCUCGUAUAUGGGAUUCUGAUUUUUGGUGUUGCCAACAACAACAACAACAGGAGGCUCAUGAUGAGGAUGAUGAGGAUGCCAAGCAUUUGCCAGUACCCAAUGUUAUCAAAAAAGGUCGCUUCCGCAUUGUUGUGGGCCAAGCUAACGAUAUUGAAGAUGACCGAUCCGUUGCAUCUUUGCCAGUAAUGACACGUCCUCCACCACCUGUGCUCGAGUGGAAACGAAAACGAUCUUCGUAA